AAUGGAUACAUCUAACAUGUAAACUGCAUCUUAAAUUUAAUAGACCAGCAGCUGGAUCCAGACCUACCAAGCAGACCUUUGAUUAAGCUCCUGUUACAAGAUAAGUGUAAACUAUUUCAUAAUCUCAAGAAUCUAAAAUACAUCUGAUAUUUUUGGAGUCAAUUCUCCUGCUCCUGUUCAAUAACCAUCAAGACAGAGCGCUCGACCAAAAACAGAUAUAUUUAGUACUGAAACCUAAGCAACUAAGCAAUAAGAAGUAAAACAAUAUCAUACCAGAAGGUUCGAUAAAAUAAAACCUUUCAAUCUCAAAUUUUCUCAUCAGAACCAAUUUAAAAUGCCCCUCCCCCUGCUAGAAAUACACAAACAUAUGAAUCCUCACAAAAGGAAGUUAAAAGAUACUAGAAAAAGAACAACGAUAAUAGAUAAGUUGAUCAUGGAAAAGAAUUCCUAUUUGGUAAAAGUGGUAAAUGAAAUUUAAUAUAAUGAGACUUUGAUGAAUAUAAAUCAUUAAAGAGAGCAGUCACAUUAAACGAAUUCAAACCAAAACUUGCUUAUGAUCCAAAUAACAGAAGAAAUAAGGAACUUUAUGGAAAUGAAAUUGCUAGAGAACAUCUCCCAACCAAAGAGGUUAAUCUAGAGGUUUCCAGUCCUUAAAAGCCUAAAAAGUCACAAUAACAAUAGUAGGAUCAAAAUCCAAGUAAUAGAAAACUUAUGGAAAAUUAAUCGAGUGUUUUUGGUGAUAGUGCAAGGUAAGUGUUAAUGAAAUUUUUGUUUAGCAAACCAAUUUAAGGCUAAAAAGCAGAAAAACUAACUGCUUCAACUCAAAAAUGGAGUACUGUAGGAGGACAGAGCAACAAUCAAGUCAAGGAAUUUGAUCCAGAGACAUAUGCAAAAAAUAGAAAGGAGGCUGAAUUGCAAUCGAGUGUAUUUGGGGAAUAGUCAGUUAAAGUUUAACCUGUCUCAAUUUCAGAAUCAAAAGAGGAAACUGAAACUCUGUAAUGUAAGAGUAUUCUAUUAAAUUUAGCUUAAUCACAAGAGUAAUCACAAAAAUAGUAAAAGCCAAAGGAGAGAUUGAUUCCCAAUAAUUAAACAUGGCAAUAAACUGACUCUGUAAAAAACAAAAGAGACUUUGAUCCAACACAAUCUCAAGUGAAUGAUGACAUAGAUCCAUCAUAAAAGAAAAUGGAUAUUCUUAAGUCAUCUAUGGACACACACUAAUUUGAAGCAUAAUAAAUUCCAGCAAAUUAAAAGAUUUCCAAUAAAAGUCUUAAAGUAAGAAUUGAAAUUUAAUCAAUCUUAGUAAAAGAAAGACAUAAUUUAAAGAGAGGAAAAAAUAACUAAAGAAAAAUCAACAAAAACACAAAGCAAAAAAAAGUGAAAUCCCUAUAAAAUAA
Molecule: messenger RNA, 1394 nt
Organism: Paramecium octaurelia
Lineage: Eukaryota; Ciliophora; Oligohymenophorea; Peniculida; Parameciidae
Source: the annotation of a GenBank genome assembly